Molecule: messenger RNA, 467 nt
Organism: Serpula lacrymans var. lacrymans S7.9
Lineage: Eukaryota; Fungi; Basidiomycota; Agaricomycetes; Boletales; Serpulaceae
Exons: 5
Coding region: 8-418 (136 amino acids)
Biological process (GO): regulation of synaptonemal complex assembly; meiotic cell cycle
Source: RefSeq, a predicted model, not a curated record
GAGGGCAAUGGCGGAUGUAGAAAAUUCAUUUACGGAAAUUUCCAAAACCGACAUUGAAAUCACCAAAGUGCCUGCCACUGCAUGUCUCACACUGAUAUGGCAAUAUGGUGAUCGCCAUUAUCAUGCCGGGCGAUGGAGUGUGGCUGCUGAUUGGUUCCUAUGUGGCACACAUUCAAUUUUCAAGAGUCUAGGGUCCGUCAGUUCCUCCAAAUGUCUCCGAAAGACCGCUUUGUGCUAUCUCCAGUGCAAGGAAUAUGCCAGAGCAGCAACUAUCAUACGGCGAUGUCACAGCAAUGAGGCUACCACCCAUUAUGUGAAAUUGUUGAUUAGUGUACACCAAGGUUUGAAGAUGAAGCUAUCAAAUGUGUUCAUGAAAUGGUGGCAGCUCCCGGUUUUGACCGGAAGAUGCUUCUGUUAGCUACGCAACUAUCACGCGAUUCUGACAUGAAGGCGCUUCUCCUUUCCGU